UACUCUGAUUGCACCGUGGCUUACGAUCAUUUUACGUUUGUCACGGUUUUUUCUCCGCUGAUCACCACUCGUUAUUCGGUAACCCGUGUUAGUUGCUAGCUCCGUUACACUGUAUAUAGCAGCCUUUUUAAAUUGGUCACUUUCCUACGUUCACGCGAGCAGUCGACCGGUAGUUAACAAUUUUUGUAGUUAACAAUUUUUUAACAGAAUUCAUUUUCUGUUUUAAUACGAUCCUCGAUACUAGGGUCGUUUUUAUUUGUUAUAUAUUUUGUUUUUAAUUAAUUUAAGUUAUAAAAAACUCAAAAUGACCGAAACAAAUCCAGUUUACGGACCCUUCUUUGGCGUUAUGGGCGCGGCUUCUGCCAUCAUCUUCAGCGCUCUUGGUGCUGCUUAUGGUACUGCUAAAUCAGGAACUGGUAUUGCUGCUAUGUCAGUAAUGAGGCCAGAACUUAUAAUGAAGUCUAUCAUUCCUGUUGUUAUGGCUGGUAUUAUUGCUAUAUAUGGUCUUGUGGUUGCUGUACUGAUAGCUGGAGCUCUAGAUGAGCCAAGCAAAUAUUCACUAUUCAAAGGAUUCAUCCAUCUUGGUGCUGGCCUUUCAGUUGGAUUCAGCGGAUUAGCUGCUGGAUUUGCCAUUGGAAUUGUAGGCGAUGCUGGUGUACGAGGCACAGCACAACAACCUAGAUUAUUCGUAGGAAUGAUUUUGAUCCUUAUUUUUGCUGAAGUAUUGGGGUUGUAUGGACUGAUUGUUGCAAUUUACCUUUAUACUAAAUAAUAUGUUUGCCCCCAGCAUUUAAAUCCAUAAAAAUUUUGUUCAAAAAUAAAUCCGUGAACAUUGAAACGACACAAGUCUUUAUACAAAUUAUAUCAUAUUAAUAUUUUAGUUGAAAGGAAUUAAAAUUUUUAUCCUUGCUCCCACACUCUUCAAUGUAGUCGAAUAUAAUUCUUCAUUCCCUGCUUUAAAAUAAUUUCGUGUAGGAAAAAAAUUCUUAAAUAAAAAGAUGGCCAUUUUAAUGCAUCAAACAUUAUUUAUUCUGUGUGUUCUUCUAUUUAAAUUUUAUGUUGUAAAGAGUUAUUAUUUAUUUGAUUUUCCAUCAGUACUUUUAAAUGUUACUUAAAAAUUGAGGUCCAAGUACCUUAUAUAUUAAGUACUAUUUGCGAUGUGGUGCAAUCCAAUCUUAGUUAAGUGUUCGUUUGCUCUUCAUUAAUUGAGUAAUGUACACCAUCAAUAUAAAGAUAAUAAAACUCAAUAAAGUAUACAGCACAAAUUUUUAGAUGUAGAAAUUUAAACUCAUAAAUAAGUAUUAACAAUGUUUCCCCGUUUAUCUGUUGUACAGAAUCUGUAAACAUUUAUUGAGAAACAAACAGGUUACUGGUUAGAUUAUAUUUUAUAAUAGGA
This is a messenger RNA of Daktulosphaira vitifoliae (grape phylloxera), 1396 nucleotides long. RefSeq names its product V-type proton ATPase 16 kDa proteolipid subunit c. NCBI's taxonomy places the organism in Eukaryota, Metazoa, Arthropoda, Insecta, Hemiptera, Phylloxeridae. The record is from RefSeq and is a predicted model, not a curated record. The transcript is spliced from 3 exons. Gene Ontology annotation, biological process: proton transmembrane transport. Bases 305 to 772 code for a protein of 155 amino acids. Gene Ontology annotation, cellular component: proton-transporting V-type ATPase, V0 domain. Gene Ontology annotation, molecular function: proton-transporting ATPase activity, rotational mechanism.